Molecule: messenger RNA, 2387 nt
Organism: Myxozyma melibiosi
Lineage: Eukaryota; Fungi; Ascomycota; Lipomycetes; Lipomycetales; Lipomycetaceae
Exons: 1
Coding region: 328-2100 (590 amino acids)
Source: RefSeq, a predicted model, not a curated record
UUGCGUUGACAGCCUCGAGCCGAUCCCAAACUGGAAGCGACUUUAUUAAAGUUGGCGCCGCACAAGGCACCAGCGUCCGUGCGUCUGCUAGCGCCGUUCUGGAUUAGUCAGUGUUUAGUACUAAUAUUAUGUCAUUGAUUGGUAAUUAAUGCACGGCCAACCCGAACCCUCGAUCGGCGCUGUUGCUCUGCGUCUGCGCCUCUGCGCCUCUGUCUCGCACUUCACCAGUUCCUUCUCUUAUAUCCCUCUUCCCUUCUACUUCUCCACUUCUCCUCCUCUGCUCUGUAUCUCUUCUCUACAGCUACUUCUCUCCUCAUCUCUCUCGCCAUGUCGGACCUCUCCCUCUGGUCCUCCAUUUGCUCCCUCUUCUCCCUCGACUACAAGCCCUCCCACCACCUCUCCCUCUUCGCCCCCAUCUCCUCCUUCCUCGCAAAACCUGCCUCCCUCUUCUCCUCCCUCUUCUCCUCCUUCUUCUUCCGCUCUACCACCCCCAAGUCAACCUCCUCUCCCUCCAAGUCCAUCACCUCCCCCUCAAAAGCCCCCUCCACCCCCGACGAUGUCCAGCUCUUCCCCCAAAUCAUCCUAGACCUCCGUCUCACCGCCUCCCCCUCCGCCCUCUCCGACACAAAAACCGCUACCCCCUGCGCAACCGACCCCACCGCCACCCUCCACCAGGUCCACAAUGCCGGCGGCGAGCUCGUCGGCUUCGACCUCGCCGACUCCGGCAUGCAGUCCUCCUACAUGCUCCAGCUCCAACCCCAGCUCCAGUACCAGCCCCAGUUCGUCGCCCCCCAGGUCUUUCCCGCCGUCGACUCGGCAACAGACCCCGGCGACUUCCUCAACAAGCUCGACGAGCUAGAGGUCUACAUCGCCCAGAUGCGCAACCGUCUCUCUGCCGCCGCCGCCGCCGCUGCUUCCACCACCUCCUCCUCCUCCUCCCCUUCCUCCUCCGCCUCGCCCUCUGUCGCCACCUCGCAGACCUCCGCUGACGACCUCUACCAUGCUCUCCCCGCUUUCUCCCUCGACCCCAACGCCCCCCGCGUCGUCCGUCGUCGCAAUGAGCGCCAGAACAUGUACUCCGCUGCCCCCUACGUUCGUCCAUCGUCUGCCUCUGCCUCUGCCUAUGGUCACCAGCACUUGCCCCAGCAGCAGCAGCAGCAGCCCUCCUUCGUCGUUCCCGAGGACCUCUCUUCCUCGGCCUCCUGGUCUUCGCCCGCUGAGUUUGCCGACCAAGAGUCGCCUUCAACUAUCUCCGCCGUCGAAUCGAGCUACUCGUUCGCCCCUGCCCCUGCCAUCAAUGACCCCGUCGAGCAAUUCACGCACCACCACGACUUUGUCGACCUGCAAGGAAAGGAGUCCUCCUUCGACGACCCCUUCUCCGCCCUCGACCUUGUCCACCAGCACGGUCACCAGCAGUCGCAAACGCAAUACGCAAACUCCGGCCUGCUCGUCCAGCCGUUCGUGGCCAUGCAUAACAACUCGCUCGAUGACCAGCAAAUGUUUAUGCACCAGCACCAGUACGUCGGCCAGCCUCCAGUCUCGAUGCAUAUCGCGAGCCCUUCCUCGAGCAUAUCAUCGCCCCAGACCUCCACCGGUUCGUCGUCGUCGGCAAACUCCCCGGCCUCCUCAAACUCGUCACCGUCGUCCUCGCCGCCAAAGUCGCACGCUGGCGUGGCCUCUCCUGAUCAGUCAAUCAUGAUGGGCUCCGACACAAACUCGUCGCCCAUGCACAUGAACUCUUCCUCGCAGCCUACAUUCCAGUGCCCGCACUGCCCGUCAAAGUUCCGUAUUAAAGGCUACCUGACACGGCAUCUCAAGAAGCACGCCAUGAACAAGGCCUACACAUGCCCGUUCUACGAUCCUACUUCGCCGUCCCCGUGCCAUUCCACCGGUGGCUUUUCUCGACGAGAUACCUACAAGACCCAUCUCAAGUCGCGGCAUUUCGUCUACCCUACCGGCACCCGAAGUGAUCAGCGCGCCGGAAUGAGAGGAUGGUGUGCGGCCUGCGGAGUCAUGUUUGAUUGCAACGAGAACUGGGUCGAGAACCACGUUGAAGGCGGAGAAUGCGGAGCUUUUCAGUCGGUGCCGAUGUACGCUUGAUUGAUUUUUUUGUUAUUUAUUUAUUUAUUACUCGAUUUACUUGAUUAUAUCUGUUUACUACUUGAUUUAUCUGUUUACUUGUUUGGGGUUGUUCUUUACUUUUCUUUGGGUAUAAAAUGUAACUUGGGAUUGUUUGUAUUUCUAUAUUGAAGAUGAAAGUCUACUGUUUUUUACAUGUUUUGAUAUCGUUUGCUUUGCUUUGCUAUAUACAAGUGUUAGGAAUAUACUAUGCCUAGAAUCUACUUGCUGCUGCUGCUGCUGCUUGAAAGAGUGCCGAUCUAGAUCCG